Odontomachus brunneus is the source of this 1987-nucleotide messenger RNA. RefSeq lists its product as uncharacterized. NCBI's taxonomy places the organism in Eukaryota, Metazoa, Arthropoda, Insecta, Hymenoptera, Formicidae. The transcript has 2 exons. Bases 31 to 396 code for a protein of 121 amino acids. The record is from RefSeq and is a predicted model, not a curated record.
CACGGCAAGGCUCUGAACAGUUCAUCACGGAUGCACAAACAUCAGAGGAUGAGCAUCAACAGGGAGAUACUCCAGUGGCUGGAAGACUGGCAACCGCCUCCAAGAAGCGCCGAAACACCACGUCCCACGAACAACCAGGACGAGCCAGCGAACAAUCCAAAGCAAGAAUACCAACCUACUACAGUCUUGACGGUAUUCGCGACGGAGGACACAGAACCAGCCCGGCCACAAGCUCAACCACCACCUCAACAGCGGACAAUAACGCUCAGAGACGCCGUUCGGAAGCGACAUCUCUGGUGCGAUGCUAAGCGCACGGUGACUACAGAGAGAAACAAUGUUACUGUACCCAAACCCAAAAGACAGAAGACCUCUACUAGACACUCCUGGAGUAUAUAAUGUUUCCUACUCCUAUGGCAAAGUCUAUAUAGAAGAAACUGUGAGGAUGGUGAGCACAUAUAUGAAUCAAUAUGAAAGCGCAGUCAAACUGAAAAAUAUAACACAGUCAGCACUAGCGGAACACAAUCUAGAAAGCGGACACAAAAUCCUGUUCAACGAAAUAACAAUAUUGGCCAAAACGAACAACUACUUCUUUAGGAAAUACAGGGAAUCCUUGGAAAUUCAAAAGCACCUCAACAAUCUCAACAGGGAUAAUGGACAAAAAAUCAGUCCAAUCUGGCAAUCCGUCCUCCCGGUUUCCAAAACAUGACAGACAAAUUUCCUAUCACCAUCCCUCCUGCUACCCCCCCUCCUUCCUAUCUCCUUUCCCAUGUCCCCCUAUACCAACUACUAUAUAUAUAAGGAAGACCUCUCAGGAGCGACUCGGCAUCGGGUCAUUCCUCCCUGAUAAAGCGGACUGAAAUGUUCGCGAAACGUCGGAAUCAAGCAAAGAUGAAUCCACGCGGCUCAAACCCGGAAACCGAAUCUAAUAUUACAAAGAAAUUGUUGUGUUGAAAAUUUAUUUUAAAGCUGUCUUCUCAAGACGGUAUUUAAAGCUGUCUUCUCAAUAAUGCUCUAGCCAUCGUUUUAAAUAUGCCAUAUUCUAAUGACUCACAUUAACAAAUACAUUCAAAUUUGAGCAAUCUAUUCACGAAUUUAGUUUCCUUGAACUUUUCUCUUACAAAGUACACUAUGCAACAUUAAAUUUUUUAUAACAAACUAUAAGAUUUUUCAAAUUAUUGAACAGUUUGUAAAAAUUGAGUGUUCUGGACUCCAUAUAAAACCGGAUUUCAAUAUAAAAUUGGUUAUUAUUAAGAAAACAUUAAAAUUAAAGUAUCAACUUGUUAAUAUAGUUUAAGAAACGUGCAACGAUGGAUAUAAGAAAUUUAUAUAGAAAAUGAAAAAUAUUUAUUAGUUUAAUAUUUAUAAAUAAUGUAGGAUGUAAUUUACACUCCACGCGCCUAUUGGAGUUUCAAAUUUUGACGCCCACGUUGGAGGGUUAAGGAAUGUUGACCCAAGAAAUCGAUUAAGACUACUCAGGACCACAUCGGUUUAGCCGUAAUAGAGGAACGCUGAAUUCCGUCCCCUUCUAACUAGUUCUUUCGCGAAAGAUAAUCACGGCCGCUCGGUCUUUGCGGUUGCGGUUGCGCACAAACUAGGCUCUCAAAUCACGGCCGUGAUUUUUUAUCACGGCCGCUUAGUCUUUGCGGUUGCGCACUCAAAACUAGGCACUCAAAACACGGCCGUGAUCUUUUAUUUUAACAAUAUUCCAUAUACUUAGUACGCAUCAAUACGAAGUAUUCCCAAAAAAAGUGACCAAUUUAGUAUUAACCAUUACUAAAUAUUGCGCACUCAAUACUAUUUUUCUGUAUUCAUGAAUUAAAAAAAAAAAGUAAAAAAGGAAGUCAAGUGCACGCGCCUUUGUAUCUAUAAAACAAAAAUCGUUAUAAAUAAAUUAUAACAAAAGCUCAGCUAAAAGAUAUUUAAAAAAAUAUUAAAACAAUCUUAUUAAGAUCAAUUGUACUUUCGCGAAUACUCUAUUGAAAAAAUA